CGUCUACAGUAAUGGCGGGUGUUUCAGAUUCUAAACGUAAACAACACGAUAAAACAGGGAGUAGUUAUGUACAAGACUUUACAGAAACUCCCGUGAGAGUUCCGUAUGGUCAUAUUGUUGUCAGUGGCAGGUGGCGUAAUACUGAACUUAUGGAAACAUUACAGUCAUCAAUUCCUGUUCAUUUUGAAGAUAGUUUAGGUGUUGUUGAUUUUCACACAUCUAGUUAUACUGGUAUUAUCUAUAUAUCUGAAGCUGAUCUGAUAUCAUCUACAAGUUAUAGAAGAAAACUGGCCAAACUUAGAAAGGCUAAUAAAGUUAGAGGUGUGGUGAUAGCCGAGAAGACAUCUGUUAGUCAACAAUAUUUAAGUGAUUUACAGAGAUUUGCUAACCUAGAGUUAGGACUGGUUCUCUUAUUUGUUGAAAAUGAACAAGAAGGAGCUAAACUAUUAGUUCAAAUGGUUCAUGUAGAAACUAGGAAUGCGAGCAAUCUAAUCAUGAAAAAACCUAAGUCAAUAAACAUAGACGAAGCUAUAUUAAAUACUUUAACAUGUGUACCAAAACUAGGAGAUGUUAAAGCCAAGCUUAUUCUACAAAAAUAUAAAAGUUUGAAGGAUAUCUGUAAUGCUCCAGUAGAGGACCUAAGUGAAAUAGUUGGACAAGCAUGCGCUAAAAAUAUCAAAAGCUUCUUUGGUUCCUAACAGAUAAAUGUUGCGAGUGAACAGGCCUGGAAAUAAUGGUUUUAGAUGUACCUGACAAAAUAUCAGGCACUAAUGAAAUAGUACCUGACAUUUUCAACUUAGUGCCGGACAUUGUAUUAAUAAUAUCAAUAAAAAAGACAAAUCAGUGCCGGACAAAGUGACAGGCAUCAGAGGUUUUGUGCCUGACUUAACCAAACUUUUCAUGUGGACGAGUUUGGUUGUGGAUUAGUUGACCAGUGGAUGAGUUGACCUGUGGAUUAGUUGACAUGUGGAUGAGCUGACCUGUGGAUAAGUUGACCUGCGUUCAUAGCGUGAUAGCCAAUGUUUAUAGGUUGCAGUCAUUAGACCCUGAGACAGUCAGUAAUUCUAAUUAAAACCAGCGAGGCAGUCAGUAAUUCUAAUAUAACUACUGUGACAGUAAUUACAAUAUAUAACUACUGAGAAAGUCAGUAAUUAUAAUAUAUAACCACUGUAACAUUCAGUAAUUAUAAUAUAUGACCAAUGAGACAGUUGUAGCCAUAAGAUACUGUGACUGUCAGUAAUUGUAACCAUAAGAUACUGUGACAGUCAGUAAUUGUAACCAUAAGAUACUUUGAUAGUCAGUAAUUGUAACUAUAAGAUACUGUGACAGUCAGUAAUUAUAACUAUAAGAUACUUUGAUAGU
Patella vulgata (common limpet) is the source of this 1362-nucleotide messenger RNA. RefSeq names its product Fanconi anemia core complex-associated protein 24. Gene Ontology annotation, biological process: interstrand cross-link repair. The record is from RefSeq and is a predicted model, not a curated record. The coding region runs from base 12 to 698 and encodes 228 amino acids. NCBI's taxonomy places the organism in Eukaryota, Metazoa, Mollusca, Gastropoda, Patellidae. Gene Ontology annotation, cellular component: Fanconi anaemia nuclear complex. The transcript is spliced from 6 exons. Gene Ontology annotation, molecular function: chromatin binding.